Molecule: messenger RNA, 1851 nt
Organism: Alternaria atra
Lineage: Eukaryota; Fungi; Ascomycota; Dothideomycetes; Pleosporales; Pleosporaceae
Exons: 2
Coding region: 1-1851 (616 amino acids)
Molecular function (GO): copper ion binding; oxidoreductase activity
Source: RefSeq, a predicted model, not a curated record
AUGAAGUCCUUCUCCAUCCUGGGAGCUACUCUUCUUGGGCUCCUCACUCCAGUCGCCAUUGCAGCUGCGAUUCCGGCUGAAGUCGCUGAGCUCGCUCCUUUCACGCCAAAGCGGGGCGGCCUCGAGGAACGUCAAUCACCAGCUACAUGUAUAAAUGUUGGCCAUACUGCUACUACGAGGCACUGCUGGGCCCCUGGUUUCACUUCUUCCACGGAUAUGUACACAUCCUGGCCGAAUACCGGCGUAAUUCGUUCAUACAACCUUCGCAUCGAAAACACGACGUGCAACCCUGACGGCGCAGGUUCCAGGGUUUGCAUGUUGAUCAAUGGUAGAUAUCCAGGUCCAACGAUUGUUGCAGAUUGGGGCGACACGAUCAGAGUUACUGUCCGCAACCUCCUUCAAUCGAAUGGCACUUCCAUCCACUGGCAUGGCUUCCGCAUGCUCAACAAGAACAUCCAGGAUGGUGUCAAUGGAAUCACCGAGUGUGCACUGGCACCCGGAGACUUCAAAACCUAUGAAUUCCAAGCAACCGAAUAUGGAACUACAUGGUAUCACUCACAUUUCUCGCAUCAAUAUGGAGAUGGCGUCGUCGGAACGGUUAUCGUGAACGGCCCUGCUACGGCAAACUACGACGUCGAUCUUGGAGUCAUGCCAAUCACCGACUGGUACUACAAGACCGCUUACCAAGCCGCCUCCAUCGCAUUCCAGAAUGGCCAAGCUGGAUUGGGCCCUCCGGUCGGUGACAAUAUCUUAAUCAACGGGACUGCUAAAAAUGCUGCAGGAGGAGGUGCAUGGAACAAUGUGGCCAUUCAAGCAGGUAAACGCUACCGCCUGCGACUCGUCAAUACCGCAGUCGAUACCAACAUGGUUGUAAACCUUGAUGGUCAUCCCUUCCAGGUCAUCGCAACAGACUUCGUCCCCAUCAACCCGUACAACACUACUCACCUACAGAUUGGUAUCGGCCAACGAUACGAUGUGAUCAUUACCGCGAAUCAGACCGCUGGAAAUUACUGGUUCCGUGCUGUCGCAGACGGACUUUGUCAAUCGCGCAAUGCUCGCGAAGGACGCGCCAUCUUUACAUACCAAGGCCAGACUGUGGCUGACCCCACCUCAACUGCACCAGCUAUUCCUUUCACAGCAUGUGUCGAUCCGGUCACUAGCCCAAAGAUUGCAAAGAAUGUCCCCAGCACAACCUUCGCCGCCCAAGCCAAGAACCUCCCAAUCGCUUUCGGUCCAGUAGCGGCGAACGGCAAUACAGUACUAUGGACUAUCAAUGGCACUUCGAUGAUCAUCGAUCCCGGAAAACCGACCAUCAAGUACGUCGCGGAUGGCAACAACAACUUCCCUCAAUCAUAUAACGUUGUAGAGGUACCGUCAACUUCGUCAUCUACAUGGACCUAUUGGGUCGUACAACAGGCCGUUGGAGCGCCGCCGAUCGCUCAUCCAAUCCAUCUCCACGGCCACGACAGCUACAUCCUCGGUGCGGGUGAUGGGCAGUUCAACGUAGCCACCCACCUUAGCCAGCUACGUUUCACUAACCCGCCGCGUCGCGACGUUACUCAGCUCAAAGGCAACGGCUGGCUUGUUCUUGCCUACCCAACGGAUAACCCAGGUGCGUGGUUGAUGCACUGCCAUAUCGCCUUCCACGUUGGCAUGGGUUUGAGCGUUCAAUUCCUUGAGCGCAAGCAGUCCAUAAAUCUUCCCGCUGCCGGCUCUGAGUGGUACAACAACUGCAACAACUGGGCAGCCUACAAGGCUGGUACGACGGACGUCUGGCCUCAAGACGACUCUGGUCUCAAGAAGCGCUGGCCUCCUCUCAUUGAGGGUGGCUCGAAGUUCAAGCUGGAUUAG